Molecule: messenger RNA, 3293 nt
Organism: Exophiala xenobiotica
Lineage: Eukaryota; Fungi; Ascomycota; Eurotiomycetes; Chaetothyriales; Herpotrichiellaceae
Exons: 5
Coding region: 820-2862 (680 amino acids)
Source: RefSeq, a predicted model, not a curated record
CGUGAUCCUCUUCUACCCGAAAGCGACUUACCUCAGCCAUUCCCCCUGCGGACCAAUUCCCGUUCUACCCUGAUUGGCAUACAAAGACUUGCCUUGCUCGGUCAAAGCUAAGGUGGGUCUCUGCCUGACGAUACAUCUCACAAGCAUCUUCGCAAGAUCCUUUCAGUCCUAUCACCUUAUAUAUCGAGCAACCCCCUGCUGAACACAUUCCUGUCACUUCUUGCCGUCUAGAAAAGAUCAUACUACCGAUUUUCCUCAACCAUGGGCUCCUACGAUCGUGCCAGGGUGUCUAUUUUUGAUAUUCGUGGAGACAAGUCCGGCCAGUCACUCUUGGAGACACUUCGUCGGUCCUUGAACCCUUCCAAUGGGGAGCCGCGUACAUUUCCGACUUUGCUGUUAUAUGAUGGUACAGAGGUUCUGGUUGUGUGAGACAAACACUAAACAAUUGCAGAAAGGGGUUUGAAACUGUUUGAGGACAUCACUUACUUGGACGAAUAUUACCUCACCAAUGCCGAGAUUGAGACCCUCGAGACACAUGCCGGCGAGAUUGUCGCUCGAUUUCCAAACAACGCCCGGCUUGUGGAACUUGGAAGCGGAAAUCUGCGUAAAGUCGAUAUCCUCCUGAGGGCUUUCGAGGCAGCCAAAAAGCCAGUUGAAUACUAUGCCCUGGACCUUUCCCUCUCUGAACUUGAGCGCACAUUCUCCGAGCUGGACACCGGUGCCUACCAAUACGUCAAUUUUCGGGCGUUACAUGGCACGUACGACGACGCUCUAUCCUGGCUGAAGCAGUUGGAAAAUGAUGGCAAAACCACAUGUGUCAUGACCUUGGGUUCCUCAAUCGGCAAUUUUACUCGAGAAAGCGCCGCCCAGUUCCUUGCCGAGUUCAAAAAGGUGCUCACGGCGUCGGACACUAUACUUGUCGGACUCGAUGGUUGCCAACAACCUGACCGCGUUUACCGAGCCUAUAAUGAUACACCAAAAACCACGGAAAAGUUCUACCGAAAUGGCCUAUCACAUGCCAAUGCUAUUCUUGGCUAUGAAGCAUUCAAGCAACAUGAGUGGCAGAUUGAAGGCCUGUACGACGACAAGCAGAACAGACAUCAAGCGUCGUAUGUUGCUUUGACAUCGAUUGAAACUCGAGACUUCUCUUUCGAGAAAGGUGAAAAGAUCCGUUUGGAAGACGCUUUCAAAUAUUCCCAAGUGGACAGCGAUCGACUCUGGCACGAGGCUGGGCUGGUUCUACAGAUGGCUUAUGGCAACAAGACCAACGAUUAUUUUGUUCAUCUGCUCUCCCCUGCCGUUAUUAACUUCCCAACAAAGCCGGCAGAAUUCGCAGCUAGCCCUGUUCCUACACUGAAUGACUGGCAACAACUAUGGGCUGCUUGGGACAUAGUCACCAAGUCCAUGGUUCCAAGGGAGGAGCUCUUGAAUAAGCCGAUCAAGUUGCGAAAUGACCUGAUCUUUUACCUAGGUCACAUUCCCACAUUUGCAGAUAUCCAUGUCACAAAGGCCACUGCUGGGAAGCCAACCCAUCCGGGCUCUUACUGGUCCAUUUUCGAGCGAGGAAUUGAUCCUGACGUCGACAAUCCCGAAGUAUGCCACGACCACAGCGAGAUUCCCGAUUCCUGGCCACCACUCGAGGACAUUUUGAACUACCAGAACCGCGUACGCUCCCGCAUCACUGAGAAGAUCACUUCCGGCGAGGCAUUUUCCGACCGUAAACUCGGGCGCGCACUCUGGCUCGGCUACGAACACGAAGCCAUGCACCUCGAAACAUUCCUGUACAUGCUCCUGCAGAGCGAGCGCGUCCUCCCACCAGCUGGCCAAGAAGUCCCCGACUUCAAGGCGCUUGCAGCAGAAGCCGAGGCUAACCGCGUCCCAAGUAAAUGGCACAAGAUUCCGGCCAGCAAUGUCAAAAUCGGCCUGGAUGACCCCGAGAACGACCUUGGACUGGACAGAUACUUUGGCUGGGACAACGAACGACCGGCUCGCACGGUCGCGGUCAAGGAGUUCGAAGCACAUAGCCGACCGAUCAGCAACGGCGAAUACGCUCGGUUCCUGGAGGUCACGCAUCAAGACUCCCUGCCCGCGUCGUGGACAACCUCCGCAUCCUCUGCCCCCGCCAACGGUACAACAAACAACGGGAAUGCCCAUGCUGAAACCGGCGUCAUCGAAACGGCUAGCCCCUCCUGGCUCGAAGGGAAAUCCGUCCGCACCGUGUACGGCCUCGUCCCGCUGAAAUUCGCACUCGACUGGCCGGUCAUGGCCUCGUACGACGAACUCGUCGCCUUCGCGAAGUGGUCGGACGGGCGAAUCCCGACCCUCGAAGAAGCGCGGAGCUUAUACAAGUACGUGCAAGACCAGCAGCAGAGCACCGUCGAGAAGGUGACGAGUAAAUUGAUCUCGGCGGUGAAUGGGCACUUGUCGAAUGAGGGCGUGCAAGAGACCCCUCCAUCCAGCCAUUGGUAUCCCAGCGGCGCCGCUGCCGUCAAUGGCAGCAGCGCAAAGCUCAACCCGAAUGAUACAUUCCUCGAUCUCGACGACCGCAACAUCGCUUUCCGACACUUCCACCCCACGCCCGUCACCGGGUCGGACCACUUACGCGGCCAAGCCGACCUCGGCGGGCUGUGGGAAUGGACGAGCACUCCGCUGGCGCCGCACGAGGGUUUCAAGCCCAUGGACUUGUACCCAGGGUAUACGGCAGACUUCUUCGACGGCAAGCACAACGUGUGCCUGGGCGGCAGUUGGGCAACCGUUCCUCGCAUCGCGCUGAGGAAGAGCUUUGUCAAUUGGUACCAGCGCAACUAUCCUUAUGUGUGGUGUACGGCCAGGCUUGUCAGGGAUGUGCCCGUCUCGAACUAGUCCAGCCUGGAGGGGGGCCCCGCCGGCAGAGCUGGACACAAGGGUACUGUAUCUGUGGGAUAUGCGGCUGUCCGAACAACAGCAAACUUUGAUCCACUCUUCGGGCUCUUUGAUCAACGCUGGACCUGAGGACUGUCUGUUGUUGUCCGUUUGGCUGCCCCCCUGGGAACGGGACCAGGCAGGGAAGGCGGAAUAUCUGGGCAGAUUUGGCAAAGUUGCGUUUCCUUUUCGACUUGUUGAUGGCUGGACUUCGGCCAGAUCCACUCCUUGUUUAUACGUGAUCGGGACUUCCGGUCUCGACAUGAUAUUGAAUUGGAUGCAGCUGGAUUCAACCAUGAUUGGUUUCAUUAUGAAAACAAAAAAAAACGACAAGUAUAUACACUCGUUAUACUCACGCAAUGACGAAAUGAACAGCAUAAUUUGCUCCCCUC